This is a messenger RNA of Drepanopeziza brunnea f. sp. 'multigermtubi' MB_m1, 3336 nucleotides long. NCBI's taxonomy places the organism in Eukaryota, Fungi, Ascomycota, Leotiomycetes, Helotiales, Drepanopezizaceae. The record is from RefSeq and is a predicted model, not a curated record.
AUGAUCAAGGAUAAUUACAGUAACAAACAACAGCAACAGCAACAGCAACACAUGGCAACUGCAAAGAGAUACCCGCAGUUGAUACUGCUCGGCGAUUCAAUCCUCCAAAACACGCUGCUGGUGCGUGACGGCUUCAGUUUCCAAGCCGGUCUAGCUGAACACUGCCUCCGUAGAUUAGACAUCAUCAACCGGGGCUUUAGUGGUUACAGCACUGCAAACAUUUCAGUCAUCCUACCUGAUAUUAUUCCAUCUCCCUCCGCUGCCAAGGUUGACUACCUAAUCAUCCUCUUGGGCUCAAACGACGCCUGUUUACCGGAUAGUCCAUCGGGCCAGCAUGUCUCCCUCGAGAAAUACCGUGAAAAUCUGACGGCCAUCCUCACUCAUCCAUCGGUCACGGCUCACGACCCCAAGAUCCUUCUGGUUACGCCUCCGCCAGUCCAUGAAGUCCAUCUGCAGGAAGGCGACCUAGCAAGAGGCUAUACUGCUCUGACCCGGCACCAGGCCGUCACGGCAAAAUAUGCCGAUGUUGUCCGGGAUAUUGCCAUCCAAUUCAAAAACAAUAAUGUUGACCUUGUUGAUCUUUGGACUACCUUGACGCAGGAAGCUGCCCGGCUGACUCCAGGUUAUGUUAAUGAUGGCAAACUGAUCGGAACACUGGAGACGGGCGAAAAUCCCGGCUUGAGAGCUCUGUUAGUCGAUGGGCUGCAUCUCACAGGUGCUGGGUACAGCGUGUUCCUUAAUGAAGUUGUGCCAUUCAUUGGACCUGAAUGGGCUCAAGAACCAGAGACCAAUCCAAAGUGGAUUUUCCCUUGUAGUGGUUAUUGUGCAUCAAUCGAUGAAACGAAGUGGGUUCAGGGGAGAACCACAAUUGUUAUCCUCAAAAAUACCGAAACCAAGGUUGUAAUAUUGAUUCUUCAAAGGAAGACCUUCACAAGCCAAAAUCUUAUCGUCUGUUGUUUGAAUGCUGUGGUACCUGAACUCUUGUUCUGCUCGAGAGUCUCCGACUCGUUCCCCCCGCAGAUCGACCAGCUUCCUCAGCCACAGGUCACGAUUCUAAGCUCUACGGUUGUGAACCAGCGUGGUGACCAAGACCGACGGUCGCAGGUCGAUGCGGUGGAGGAGGCGGAUUUCGCGAAUCUCCUCUGCAAACGAGGGCUCGAGGGACGAUAUUGCCAGGACCACAUACGGAAAGUGACUUGGCCACUCCGCAGCCUCUCACUUGAGCCGUUUGUGGGAGCAAACUGCUGCCUGCAUUGCAUUGAAUACGAGGCAGACCGACCGCUCAUCCAAUCCGGGAAUACAGCUCCAAGGCUGGCUGGCCAUAGCUACUUUGAGAAAUAUUCCAUCAAAGCCGACAGAGUUCAGGGCAGCUCGCAACGAAGUUUCGGUGGCAGCUUCAUUUGCCUGGCACCGCGACUACUCCAUCUGGCAUACAAACGGAGGUUGGGGAUGGAUCCGCAGUUUGUUGCUACUCGAGAAGAACUAUACCAUGUACAGAUGGAAAUCAAGCAUGUCCAAACUGUGCAGACCAGCCACGCCGACCGCCUCUCGAGACUGGAAAGACGACAAGCGGACGAUGCUGCCCUGAAGUCUGUUUGGGGCCCCAGCUCGCCAUUCCCGGGUGGCAUUCUGAGUGGCACUCCCCAGCAAGGCCCGGUUCUCAAUUCUUCGGCUGACGUUUUUGACGAUUUUGACGAUGAACAAGGGCAAAACCUGCUUGGUAGUCUGCAAUUGGAGCCCGAUGAGGAACCCGUCAGGCGCGGUACUUCUCGAGCUAACAGUGUACGAUUCGAUGUCAGCGCUCUACAAGGGUCGAACUGGGCAGCAGGCCCUCGGAAUUUAGGAGAGUUUGCACCCACCCGACCCAAUAGCGCAUUCAGCAGUCAUCCUAUGACAGAGCGUACCCUUUCACACAAGUCGGAUGGUAGACACAGUUCGGCCGGUCACUCUGUGCACUCCAUGCAUUCAGCCCCAUCCGGGCGAACAAGUAGCCUAGGACUAGAUACCAAUUUCUUGAUCGGGGGUCAAGAUGACGAUGAGUCGCCUCUCGACAUCCCUGAUCCUCCACCCGGAUUGUUCAUUUUGGGAUCAGUUCCUUCUAUCAUCCGAUGUUGGUUAACGACUAACUUCUCUCACAAUGCACUUCUCUAUGCUGCAGUGUGUACCGGUUCUCAAAGAUCGACCCUCGACUACAGUCUUGUGAAAGAGCUUGGAUUGGCCGACCAGGUGCACAAAGACUCCACGAGCCGUAACGUAAUCAAGCUCCCUUUGUACCUGCCCGAGGCUGUCAUCACACAGCCAGUAUCAAGAUCAAACAGCCCAGCUCCCUGCCUGCCUGCCCUGACCACCGACUUUGAGAUUAUUGGAAUGACCCAGCGCGGCAACUCUGAUCGGAAGAAGAUCCGCGUGUUCCUUGGCAGCGAUACCCUCCGUGCCCAUAAUGCAGACAUCUUGCUCUCUCAAAACCUUAUGGUUCUCUACGGCGAUGAUCGAAACAAGCUUUCGGUACCAUUUGUUAGACCUGAGGACGAGAACAUGUUCAAGAAUCUACAGACUACGAAUGUCCUUGCAGAGAGGAAUGAGUUGAAGGCGACUGCUCCCGCAUUCACGCCUACGGAAUCUAAAGCCAAGGUUGAGCCGACACCCGACGCUGUCAACUUUGCUCUGACAAGUGGCACGGCAAAGGUCGGGGACACCAAUCCUGAUAAGCAUCAGCUUCCCACAGCUGUAGAACCCCAGUCGCCAUACACUCCUGCCUUCGCCUCUCAGGUCAACGAUCGUGAGCGAGCUUCCAGCGUAAAGUCAGGGAACGGCGUUGUCAACGGCAGCGCCACUGACUCUGAGCGACAACACAUAGGUGACACAUCUGCCACCGAGCCCGAGGCAUCAGACACCCACACUCCGGAACCCAACCGCCGUGAGUCCUCUGGUGGAAUAUGGGGUUCCUGGCGCCAAGCCGGCUCCAUAAACGGCAGCGAGACCGAGUCAACGAGCGGCUACCAGCGCGCCACCCGAGGGGGCCGGAGCAUGAAAGUCCUCAAGCCAUCCUCGAAGCCCGCCAUCCCAGCACCGACCCGCUCGUCGUCAUCAGCCCGCACCGACCCGCCUCGCGCUUCCGGAGAAGCCAGACGCAAGAGCCAGGCUACGGGAACCGAGAACGUAUCGUUGCGGUGGGAAACGAAGAGGACCGGCUCGGAGGAGCAGAGACCGCCGCACUCACAUCCGCGCGUAGCGAGCAUUACGACGAUGCCGAGGAGUUCGAACCCGAUCGGUGGCGCGUCGGCUUUCGUGUGGAUGAAUCCUGGGAAGCCGAAAGCGUCUGCAACGGCGGAGUGA